GAGUGGGUACGAGGGUAGAGCAGAAAAUUUGAAUCCCUCGUUCAUUCCCUGGAAGAGACGCAAUUGCAUAAUGCAACCACUAGGUGGCCUCAAAAGCACUAUACAAAUCCCUGUCAGGAAAAAAGUAAAUUAUACAAAAAAAUAAAAUAAAAUGGGAGGUUGAGUGUUAUUUGUGCAGGAGUGCCUAUUUAGAACUUGAAAAAAUAAAUCUCUGUUAUUCUAUGAAGGGUACAUUGUCAGCUGUCUGUUGACACAAAUAUUUUCCCAGAAAUGCUAUUUUUCAAGCCAGCCUUGUUGAAAACAUUCAAAAUUUCUGCCCCCCUGCUUUAGGGGACCCCAUACCUUUGGCUUGUUGUUUUGGGGGACCCAUGAGCCCCCUCUCUCACGUGUUUCUUGUUAACUUUUUGUGGUGUAGAAACAGUGUUAGUGCCUUCGCCAGGCCUCCCACCACAGCCCUUGAGGCUCUGGCCAUCACCCCUGUGUUCCGCACCAGAAACCUGCCCAAGCGAACCGCCAGCGCCCCCUCCCUCCCCCGUGGGACAGCCAGGCCACAGAGUGCCAGCUUCAACAUGCAGUCCUCCUCCUCCUACAGUGUCCAGUCCAAAACCACCACGACCAGCUCCUUCCCCCAGCAGAGAGCAGUGCCGACCCCAGCCUCUCCUCCAAAGGUCGUCAGCACCAUCAACAUUGUGCCCACUGCCUACAUCCCCAUCCCAGCCCCAGCUCCAGUAUAUACCCCUGCCCCAGCUCCAGUAUAUAACCCUACCCCAGCCCCAGCCCCAACUGCUGCCCCUGCCUCGGCCUCCUCUGGUCGCCCCCCCUGGGUGACAGAUGACUCCUUCGCUCAGAAGUUUGUUCCUGGGACGAGCACCACUACCCUCACCAAACACAUCCAGCCUCUCCCCCAGGCUGCACCCCUUCCUCCUGCCAUCAUCCCCAACUCCUCCCUCCCCCAGCACCCAGCCCCCACCGCCCCCUUCUCCACCCCCUCCGUAGGCCGCGGGAUCUUGCAGAGGGCAGAGCGCUUCCCGGCUGGCAACCGGACCCCGCUGUGUAGCUCCUGCAACGGCAUCAUCAGGGGUCCCUUCAUGGUGGCGCUGGGGCGCUCCUGGCACCCAGAGGAGUUUAACUGCCACUACUGCCACACCUCCCUGGCAGACGUGUCCUUCGUGGAGGAGCAGAACAACGUGUACUGCGAGGGCUGCUACGGGGAGUUCUUCGCUCCCACUUGCGCCCGCUGCAGCACCAAGAUCAUGGGGGAAGUGAUGCAUGCACUGAGGCAGACCUGGCACACCACCUGCUUCGUGUGCGCUGCCUGCAGCAAGCCCUUCGGAAACAGCCUCUUCCACAUGGAAGACGGAGAGCCCUACUGUGAGAAAGACUAUGUCGCUCUGUUCAGCACUAAGUGCCAUGGCUGUGACUUCCCAGUGGAAGCAGGAGACAAGUUCAUCGAGGCCCUGGGACAGACCUGGCACGACUCCUGCUUCGUCUGUGCGGUGUGCAACGUGAAUCUGGAAGGAAAGCCAUUCUACUCCAAGAAGGACAAACCUCUGUGUAAAAAGCACGCUCACGCCAUCAACGUGUAGAGAGAGAGAGAGCGAGAGAGGGAGAGAAAAGGAAGGAAAGCGCAAAAACAUGGAUCAGACCACACUUCCAACCUUGAGAACUCUCUGGGAAUCCUCAAGGUUAACAAGGGCUUUAUGAUUUCCCAGAAUUUUAACAAAAACAAGCCAUAUUAGCUUGUUAUUGUACAACUAUUGUUUUGGGUUAGUUUGUUUGUUUUUUAGAUUACAAUUAAGCAAUUCCCAACUAUAAUUAUAGAUAUGGUUUUAUAGUUUAUAAUAAUUGGGAAGUGCUUUGAGGUUUUGAGCUAUUUGAUGUGUAUUGUAUAAAAUAACUAUUAUAAUAUUGAAUGUUUAGCUGCAGUACAGAUCAAGAUUUUUUAGUAUGUCAUUAGAAAACAGCCACGGAAAAUGACAGAAUGAGUAAAAGCCAGAAUAUUUUGGUCUGCAUUAAAAAUAUAUACAAGUCCGAAAACUGUAAAAAGAACUCUAUCCGUCCCCACAAAACAUUCACCCAGUCCGGUGCAUACAUUAUAUGGGCUUGCUCUGUACACACCUGACCUGUGACUUUGCCUCGUCACAAAAACACAACAGGCCAUAAUUUCAAAGCGUUUAGUCGUCUUUAAUGCACUCCUGUUUUUGGAAAGAGAUAAAAAAAAACACCUGUUCAUUUUACAAAACUAGAACCAAGCCACUGUCAGUGUGUUUUUGGUUUUUUCUUCCUUUUAACAAAAUAGGAGUUAAUUAAAGAAUGGAAAAAACGCUUUGAAAAUGUGGCCGAACUGGUACUAUGUUAGUGAUAUAAGCAGAGGUGUACAGGAGUCGGUGAAGGGAAAGGCAUGUAUUAAGAUCUGCCUCUGUCCAGAUUACCAAGCUCACUCUUAACAUGGGUUAGCAGAUAGAGAUGAAAUCAGUCAGGAUGCUGCCUCUGCAGGGUGUACUGAAUGACAGAGAUGAGAAAAUAGAUAGAGAUGACUUCACUCAGGAUCCUGCCUCUGCAGGGUGCACUGAAUGAUAGAGAUGAGAAGAGAGAUAGAGAUGACUUCACUCAGGAUGCUGCCUCUGCAGGGUGUACUGAAUGAUAGAGAUGAGAAGAUAGAUAGAGAUGACUUCACUCAGGAUCCUGCCUCUGCAGGGUGUACUGAAUGAUAGAGAUGAGAAAAUAGAUAGAGAUGACUUCACUCAGGAUGCUGCCUCUGCAGGGUGUACUGAAUGAUAGAGAUGAGAAGAUAGAUAGAGAUGACUUCACUCAGGAUCCUGCCUCUGCAGGGUGUACUGAAUGAUAGAGAUGAGAAAAUAGAUAGAGAUGACUUCACUCAGGAUGCUGCCUCUGCAGGGUGCACUGAAUGAUAGAGAUGAGAAGAUAGAUAGAGAUGACUUCACUCAGGAUCCUGCCUCUGCAGGGUGCACUGAAUGAUAGAGAUGAGAAGAUAGAUUGAGAUGACUUCACUCAGGAUGCUGCCUCUGCAGGGUGCACUGAAUGAUAGAGAUGAGAAGAUAGAUAGAGAUGACUUCACUCAGGAUGCUGCCUCUGCAGGGUGUACUGAAUGAUAGAGAUGAGAAGAUAGAUAGAGAUGACUUCACUCAGGAUCCUGCCUCUGCAGGGUGCACUGAAUGAUAGAGAUGAGAAAAUAGAUAGAGAUGACUUCACUCAGGAUGCUGCCUCUGCAGGGUGCACUGAAUGAUAGAGAUGAGAAGAUAGAUAGAGAUGACAUCACUCAGGAUGCUGCCUCUGCAGGGUGCACUGAAUGAUAGAGAUGAGAAGAUAGAUAGAUGACUUCUCUCAGGAUGCUGCCUCUGCAGGGUGCACUGAAUGGUAGAGAUGAGAAGACAGAUAGAGAUGACUUCACUCAGGAUGCUGCCUCUGCAGGGUGCACUGAAUGAUAGAGAUGAGAAGAGAGAUAGAGAUGACUUCACUCAGGAUCCUGCCUCUGCAGGGUGCACUGAAUGAUAGAGAUGAGAAGAGAGAUAGCUAUUCAUGAGUAAUAUAUUUAAUAUAGUGACACACUGCACCGUAUUCGCAAAGCACUGACGUGUUAGUAGAUGCUUUGGGCUUUAGAAAUACUGAAGACAGAUGCUUAGGUUUUUAUAACAUAGAUAGAUAGUAGUAAAGGGGGAUGCAAUCAGAAAAUAUAGCAGCUGCAUUAUUAACCUUUUCCAUGGCGACAUUCAAUUAAUGAAAUAAAAACUACAGGCGUUGCUGAAUGUGUUUUAAGUGAAUGGUGUGUAGAAUCUCCACUGUGUUUUAAGUGAAUGGUGUGUAGAAUCUCCACUGUGUUUUAAGUGAAUGGUGUGUAGAAUCUGCACUGUGUUUUAAGUGAAUGGUGUGUAGAAUCUCCACUGUGUUUUAAGUGAAUGGCGUGUAGAAUCUCCACUGUGUUUUAAGUGAAUGGUGUGUAGAAUCUCCACUGUGUUUUAAGUGAAUGGUGUGUAGAAUCUCCACUGUGUUUUAAGUGAAGGGCGUGUAGAAUCUCAACACACUCUUUUGUCUCGAAUGCAGUGCAGUGUCCUCCCUCAUAGUGAUUGGAUUGGAUUAUUUUUUAUUGGCUCUUCCUCUGAGUCAGAGAUGUUUAGCCUGUCAUGUUUAUACUGGGACAUGACUGAUCAGCUGAGUCGCGGCUGUGCAGGUUUGGACUCUUGCGUUUGCACACCCCUUUGUAUCUGUGUGCAGAGAGUGCCAAAGAGAUCCAUAUCUCCCUGAUAUCUUUACAGCAGUCUCAGUGAGAGAUGCUUUAUACUGGUUUAUUUCACUAGGGCCAAAACAGGCCCAACUGAAAGUUUGUUAAAGAAAUCCAGAAUUCUUCACCAGCAUUAAUGCUGUAACACUAUUAUUAUUAUUAUUAUUAUUAUUAUUAUUAUUAUUAUUAUUAUUAUUAUUAAUCAUAAUAAUUAUUUAUUUGUAUUUAAUUGCAUGGAUUUCACUCUCUUCUCUGGGUCAGUAAUUUAUGAAAUGUUCAUAUUAAGACUUAAAAAUUUGCACCUUUAAGUUCUUUCUUAGUAACAAACUAGCGGGCAGCGGUGAAAAGCUGUUGUUUUUUUUUUAAAUAAUAAAAAAAUCACUAGAGAAAGCAAAAAUAAAAGAGAAGAAAACAAUUCUCUUAAUAUUGAUUCUUAAACUGCUGUGGGGAGGGGGGGAAGCAGCUUGAUCGAUAUUUGGUUGAAGAAACAUCCUUGACUCCAUGUGUGGGCUCCUGUCCCCUCUGUGCAAGUCUGUAUGCUAUAUACUGUGACACCACUAGGUGGCAGAAGAGUGAAGCCUGGUGUUCAAGCAUGUGCACCUGGCAAAUUAAGAACUUAGGAAACAGACAAUUUCUUCUGUUUUCAUUUUAGCUGUGAAACAAUUCCAACAGGACUAAGUACAGCAGAGAGUAGACUCUUACUGCACAGCAGUUUCACCCAUUCCAGGUCUUAAUGUGUGCUUGAUUAGCCCAAGUGUGUUGGUAACAAGCUUAGGUGUGUCUUAUUAAACUUGUAGUAAAACCAGGAAAUCAAACUGCUAUGCAGUGGGAGUCUUCUUUCCAUCCCUGGAGAUGCUUUUUAAAACCCAAGGUUUAGCAUGAACUAGGUAAGCCUUGUGCUCCUGAGCCAGUGACUGCAUGCCUGUAGCAUUUCAGCAUGACUUCCACAGUAGAAGGGAGCGGUUUAUCAAGCACCUGUAAACACUUGCAACUUUUCAUUGCACACAGAAAACAAAACUAAACAAAGCCGUGCAAUUACCACAACACGACUGAACUGACAGGUCCUGCAAAAAAAAAUAAGUACAUUUAGAUGUACAUUUAGACCCUUGAUAUAAUGGGGUUUCACUGUACAUUCAAAACAAAGUUAUGUAAAACUCUUAGUUUACAUGUAAUGGCUUGACUUACCCCUUAAUUUUUAUUUAUUUAUCUUAACAGGAUUUUUGCCAAUUAUAAACAGUUUCUAUUUAAAAAAAUCUACUUUUACUACAGAUUGCUACAGAAUUCGGUGUGUGUUUUCUGUAAGGGUGCACACACACACACAUAGGUCGCUGUGGGGCUGUUUGCUGCAUGUCUAUUGAUUUCUGAAGGACCACGUUCUCCCAGACGUUCUUUAAAUGCCAUGGGAAGGAAGGGGUAUUCUUUCUCUACCCCUCCCCUUACCUGUUUAAGAUGUUUGCAACCAUUCUGAGUUCUGUACCAUCCAAUACGGAGACUGGUUUACAUAUGAAUGCUGCCAAGGGUCCCUUCUUAAUGCAAAGUCAAUCAUAUGAAUGAAAAGGCUGGAGUUGUAAGAGAGGUGUUUGUUUAAGUUUGCUGGUUACUUUCUUCUCUCUAAUGGGAACUUUUAGCCAUUGUCACCCUCUCCCCCCCUUUCUUGUCUCUCCAGCUGUUCUGUGUUUUUCUCUCCUCCACAUUUACCACCUUUCAUUGACCAUCUGGGGAUUCUUUCAUUUAUUUCUUUCCGUUCUCAUCUGCUGCUGCUUUCUGGCACUCGUGUCUUCUUACUUUCUCCUUCACCGGUAAAGAAUGACUGUUUUCGUUCUUCAGUAUUUUUCUUUACGAUUUUUGUCAAUGUUUAUUUUCUUGCUUGUCUCAUCCAGUGGUAUGCAGUUGUUGCUUGAUUUCUUUAGUAAUUCUUUCAUCAUUUCUACAUGCUUGUUUAUUUCGUGUUUUUUUUCCCUCUGCUUUCUUUUCAUAUUUUCCUCCCUUCUGUCGGUUUUAUCUUCCUCUUAGUCCCACUUCCUUCCUCCUCUUGAGCCCUCUAUUAGGCUUGGACUCUCAAUCUCUCCCUCAUCCCUUUGUUUUCUUUGUUCAUUUGCUUCUCAUUCUCCUUUUUAUUUAAAUUCAAGCUAAGAAAAAAACAAAACCUAUGUUGUGGAGAUCUUGGUCCUAGAGGCGUCUGUUUACACAAUAUAAUAAUUGUGCUGCUGUAUGAUAAACACGAUGUCAUUUUCCAUGUGAUUUAACAUAUUGUGACAGCUGAUUAUUAUUAUUAUUAUUAUUAUUAUUAUUAUU
Messenger RNA from Polyodon spathula (Mississippi paddlefish), 6535 nucleotides. RefSeq names its product LIM domain-binding protein 3-like. Gene Ontology annotation, biological process: actin cytoskeleton organization; muscle structure development; heart development. Gene Ontology annotation, molecular function: actin binding; muscle alpha-actinin binding. Gene Ontology annotation, cellular component: Z disc; adherens junction; stress fiber. The record is from RefSeq and is a predicted model, not a curated record. The transcript is spliced from 9 exons. Lineage: Eukaryota; Metazoa; Chordata; Actinopteri; Acipenseriformes; Polyodontidae. Bases 369 to 1586 code for a protein of 405 amino acids.